Molecule: messenger RNA, 1678 nt
Organism: Patella vulgata (common limpet)
Lineage: Eukaryota; Metazoa; Mollusca; Gastropoda; Patellidae
Product: WD repeat-containing protein 13
Exons: 13
Coding region: 212-1678 (488 amino acids)
Cellular component (GO): nucleus
Molecular function (GO): promoter-specific chromatin binding; protein binding
Source: RefSeq, a predicted model, not a curated record
AACAAGAAGUAGCUAUUGGGCUAAAAUAGAAAGGGAACCAGGAAGAAUAUUAGGCUGCCAAAUUUUGAAGCAAUAACGGCAUUGUCGUAGAAGAUCUACUAUGGUCUAUGAAUGUUGAACAUGGCAUUGUGGAUGUCAACAGAAUUUUUGAUUUCUCGAAAGGCAUUUUUGUCAAGGUCGACAGGGAUGGUGUGACGUAAGAAAGUAGAAAAUGGCUGGCGUAUGGCAACAGGUGCUUGCCUUAGAUGCAAAAUAUAAUGCAUAUCGAGCACCAAAUAAUCCACAAUUUCGUACUCUCUACAUAAGAAGACGAAGUCAGUUGUUGAGAGAAAAUGCCAAUAAAGAAGGAGAUGUUGCAACUAGAAAAGAUUAUUUAAGACUUAGAGCGCAGUUAUUAAAUUCAAGAUAUGGCAGCCCAGCUUUUUCUGACCAGGGGAGUAUCAAAAGUCGAUCUUUCAGUUUGCGAAGUAUUAGCAGAAAUACAGCAGAGAGCUAUGACUCGCUUGCCGCACUUGGUCCGAGUGAUGGACGAAAACGCCACAGACGUAAUACCAGUAGUGGGUCGUUAAAACAUCUUUAUGAGGGUCCAAUGAAACGUGUAUAUGAUAGUAUUGAAGUUGUUCCAACAAGUGCUGCUGAAGCAAGCAGGGCAAUGGUUGGUGGAAAGACAGUAUCAGAAAAUUAUGCUUUUGCUGGAAUGCAUCAUAUAUUUGACCAGCAUUCUGCUGCAGUUACAAGUGUAAAGUUUGCUCAUGAUGAUAAAACACGAGUAGCCUGUUCAUCUUUAGAUGGUAGUUUAUCAAUCUGUCAAGUUAUACCUCCACCAGCUACUGUUAUAUGUAUGUUAAAGGGACACAAAGGUGGAGUCACAGAUUUUGUGUGGUCACUAUCUAAUGAUGUUAUAUUAUCUGCUAGUAAAGAUAGUACAGCUAGAUUAUGGGAUGUAGCAGCCGGUACGUGUAUGAGAGUUAUACACGAUGGUAGUGGUGGAGAAGUUAAUUGUUGUUUAUUUCAACCAUUAAAUAACAACAUGUUUGUUAUAGGUAAUAAUAGAUGUAUGGUACAAGUAAUGAACAUGUCCACUGGUAAAGGUUAUAAGGGUGGAAGUUCAAAGAUAACUGGACAAGUACAGUCUAUGGCAUUUGACUCCAGUGGUAAAUUGUUAUGGGCUGGGGAUGACAAAGGCUCCAUAUUUUCUUUCACAGUUGAUGUUGCUACUGGCAAACUAGCUAAAGCUCGCAGGAUUACAGUAUGUGAUGGUCAAGCUAUAACAAGUAUUAGUGCCCGAGCUUGGUUAAGUAGAGAGGCUAGAGACCCUUCAUUACUCGUUAAUUGUUGUCUUAAUUCUCUAUGUUUAUUCAAGAUUGUAUCUGAUGAUGGAGCUCUACAGUUGAAGAAAACUUUUCCUAUUAAACAAAGAUCAUCAUAUAUUAAAAGUUGUUUCUGUCCGUUGAUGUCUUUUAGAAUGGGAGCUUGUGUCAUUUCUGGAAGUGAAGAUAUGUGUGUUUAUUUUUUUGAUGUGACUAAAGACAGUAAAACUUGUGUUAAUAAACUGUUAGGUCAUUCAGCACCAGUAUUAGAUGUUUGUUUUAACUGUGAUGAAAGUUUAUUAGCUUCGUGUGAUGAACAAGGUAUGGUGAUUAUCUGGAAGAGAGAAGGUAAACAAGCACAACUUUAA